This is a messenger RNA of Parastagonospora nodorum SN15, 738 nucleotides long. RefSeq lists its product as hypothetical. NCBI's taxonomy places the organism in Eukaryota, Fungi, Ascomycota, Dothideomycetes, Pleosporales, Phaeosphaeriaceae. The transcript is spliced from 2 exons. The coding region runs from base 1 to 738 and encodes 245 amino acids. The record is from RefSeq and is a predicted model, not a curated record.
AUGGUGAGCACUGACAGCUGCGAGCCGUUUCGCUUCUUAGAUCUUCCUGCUGAGUUAAGACUCAUGGUGUACGAAAAUUUCCAGCCUUAUGUCGGGUAUGAAGGACUAGGAAAUCAGGGAAACAAUUCCGGAGCUCUACUUGUCGUCCAAAGGCCCAACAACGCUAUCCUGGAAACCUGCAAAGGUGUUCACACGGAGGCGAAAAAGAUUCUACACGCCACGGCAAAGGAGUAUCAUUUCGACGGAAUCACAAGGAUUAUAAUCGGUACGCGCACAACUAAAACAGGAGAAGACCCCGUGGAGCUCCUCGCUCGGUUCAUCAUUGCAGUUACGGACCAGUCAAGCGCGCCGGAAGUUUUGCUAGCCAACCGUGACAUACCGAUCAAUUUGCACCGUCACAUAGACCGUGUGAGAAAAAACCACGCAGGAACUUGGUUCAUCCACUUCGCUGUUUUCUGCGUCAGCAUGGAGCCAGACUUGGAGAUCGACGCAGCCGAACUCGCUGGGCCCCAAUCUCAGUGGGACAAACUAUUUGAACUGGCCGAAUUGAAGCCUGGAAUGAAGACGUGGGUUAUUAGUAUUGGUGGUCCUGUGCGAAUACCAGAACAUGAGAGCCCUCUGGACCCAGCUAUUUAUAGCAAAGUGAAAGAGCCGCUCGAGAGCGACUGGGCUGAGAAAUGGACAGGCGAUGGAUCCGGCUUCCGCCUUGACCCAUCCUCGUUCCGACUUGGGCAGUAA